This is a messenger RNA of Camelus dromedarius (Arabian camel), 648 nucleotides long. RefSeq names its product eukaryotic translation initiation factor 3 subunit M-like. The record is from RefSeq and is a predicted model, not a curated record. Bases 1 to 570 code for a protein of 189 amino acids. Gene Ontology annotation, cellular component: eukaryotic translation initiation factor 3 complex. Gene Ontology annotation, biological process: cytoplasmic translational initiation. NCBI's taxonomy places the organism in Eukaryota, Metazoa, Chordata, Mammalia, Artiodactyla, Camelidae. The transcript has a single exon.
AUGGGAUAUGGGUUUUAUUCCGAAUUAGUUGAAAAUGUAUUAGAAAGUUCUGAAAGUGUCAAGAUCUUAAACAGAUUUUUAAGCAAUCCAAAUGCAUUUCUCUUUGACCAUCUUCUUACUUUAAAACCAGUCAACUUUUUGGAAGGCGAGCUUAUUCAUGAUCUUUUAACCAUUUUUGUGAGUGCUAAAUUGGCAUCAUAUGUCAAGUUUUAUCAGAAUAAUAAGGACUUCAUUGAUUCACUUGGUCUCCUACAUGAACAGAAUAUGGCAAAAAUGAGACUACUUACUUUUAUGGGAAUGGCAGUGGAAAACAAAGAAAUUUCUUUUGACACAAUGCAGCAGGAACUACAGAUCGGAGCUGAUGAUGUUGAGGCAUUUGUUACUGAUGCGGUAAGAACUAAAAUGGUCUAUUGCAAAAUUGAUCAGACCCAGAGAAAAGUAGUUGUCAGCCAUAGCACACACCGGACAUUUGGAAAACAACAGUGGCAACAGCUCUAUGACACACUUAAUGCCUGGAAGCAAAACUUGAACAAAGUGAAAAACAGCCUAUUGAGUCUUUCUGAUACCUGAAUUUUUAUGCUAUAUAAUUUUGUCCUUUUUGGAAAAAAAUCUAAAUCAUAGUAAAACAUAGACUGAAAUCUGAAAAAA